AUGGAUAGUCUGAGCGGCCUUGGAACCGCCAUCGGGGCUAUAAUCCCUCCUACGUACAAAGCAUAUCAACCACUGCUGCUACGAAACGCGGACAAAAUUCGAUCGACUGCCCAACAGACAUAUUCGUAUGGUCCGCAUCCACGCCAAACCUUAGAUAUCUACACCCCGUCCUCCACAGCAGCCGGGGGUCUGAAGAACUCGGUUUUGCUCUUCUUAUACGGCGGCGGACUUGUACGAGGAGACAAGAUCAACCCAAGCUUUGCGGAGGGUCUCACUUACAGCAACAUCGGCCAUUUCUUUACCGAGCAUCUGGGAGUACCGGUAGUUGUCGUGGACUAUCGGCUGUUGUCUCAUGGCGCGGUCUUCCCUUCUGGUGGGGAAGAUGUGGCCCUAGCCAUCGACUGGAUCGAGGAGCAUUUUCGUCAAGAAAGACCCGAAGGGCUCGACCUUUUCCUGAUGGGCAACUCCGCAGGCGGUAUCCACGUUUCCACGUUUCUUUUGGCUCCAGAGUUGGCGCCCAAGAGGCAACAGAUCACAAGUUCUUCAACUACAGGAACAAGGCUGAAAGGAGCAAUCUUGUUGUCAGUACCGUUCCAUUUUGAGCGAGCAGAUGCGAGUAGACAGGAGGUACUUGCGACCUAUUUCAAAGAUAACUACCUGUCGCUUUCUCCGCAUGGGCUGCUUAAAAGCGGGAUUGAGAGAAAUUCUGUCAGAGAUCUAGAAGAUGUCGCAGUGCUUCAAAUUACCGGGACUUUGGAUCCAGAAGAUGAAAUCCUCGUCCCUAAUCGGGACUUCAGUAAAGAAUGGCAACAAAUGGAUCGGAGUGGGAGUCGCCUACGAAUUGCGAGCUUAGAGGGCCACAAUCACCUGAGUCCUGUACUGAGCCUUGGAACGGGUGUAGAAGCGGAGGAGGCUUGGGGUCAGCAAGUAAUAGAUUUCGUCAAGAAAUCAGUCUCUUGUUGA
Molecule: messenger RNA, 963 nt
Organism: Exophiala aquamarina CBS 119918
Lineage: Eukaryota; Fungi; Ascomycota; Eurotiomycetes; Chaetothyriales; Herpotrichiellaceae
Exons: 1
Coding region: 1-963 (320 amino acids)
Source: RefSeq, a predicted model, not a curated record